AUGGUCAUUGCGAUUGCUCGAGCCGGCCUGGCUGAUCUGCGAGCCUUGGCGGAAAUCAACCAGAGAACGUCCUCCCAAGAGCCAGUGUUUCGGUUCGCGUUCAAAGACGGGGCGGAUAGGCAAACCUUGGUCGGGUUCUUCGAAGUGAGAAUCGCCAGCCGCUUCGAUGACCCCCUCACCGAGAUCUUCAAGGCUGUCGAUGACUCCACCGGCGAAAUCGCAGGUUACGCUUGCUGGACCCUUGAACCACUCGGCAAAGCCAAAGAGCCGCCAACUGGAAAAGUGAUUCAGAACGUGGAUAUGUCCUGCAUGAACCUCGAUUUCGUUAUGGCUGCUGGGGUCAUAGCGGAAAAGCUGAACAAGUAUAGGAAAGGAGAAGAGCACUACUACCUAUCAGGUUUCGCAGUAACGCCUCUGCAUCAGGGGCAGGGCAUCGGCACACAACUCCUCAAGCACUGUCUCCAGCUCGCUGACAAGGCGUCGCUCCCCACCUGGCUUACCGCGCUUCCUGGGUCGCAUACCUUGUAUUUGCGUGAAGGGUUCACUGAUGUGGAUCACCAAGACUUCGACUUGAAUUCGUGGGACAGGGAUCGCUGUCGUGGUUAUGGAAUUUACAGGCAGUACGCCAUGGUAAGACGAUCGUCUUGA
Anthostomella pinea is the source of this 648-nucleotide messenger RNA. Lineage: Eukaryota; Fungi; Ascomycota; Sordariomycetes; Xylariales; Xylariaceae. The record is from the annotation of a GenBank genome assembly.